AUGGCGAUGAUGCGGACCAGGACCAAAAGCCGAGGUAUGUGCCUCUGCCUUCUCGGGAUUGCAUUGGCGCUGCUCGUGCAGCCGAGCACGGACUUUGCUCGAGGAGUUCCUGGGCUGAAGGAGCAUGCAAAACGGCACCCGUUGCAUGCCGGAGUCGCUCGGCGCGCCGGGGCUGCGCAAGAGGACAACAGUGCCGAGGACCGGCUCGAUCUCGAGGAGGUGAUUUCAGAAGCUGAACGGGUGCUGAACACAUCGGCGACGAAGAAAGACAUGCAAGUGGUCAUGCGAAAAGUGCAGCUGACAGAUCCAGGGAAGUGGAAUGAUUUGGCGACUAAGCCUGAGUUAAAGCAGCAGCUAAAGAAGUUUGUGGCAGAGGCAGCCCUAAAGGCCUUGGAAGAGGACCUGCUCCUGGCGCGACAGCAGCAAGCGAGCGCCCAGCGGCAGGUUGAGACUGCCCAGCGGCAGGUUGAAAGCGCUCAGCGGCAGGUUGAGAGCGCCCAGCGGCAGGUUGAGAGCGCCCAGGAGCAGGAAGCGAUGGCGGGGAGGCGUCUCGCUCGAGCUGCCACCGUCUUGGAGACGGCGGAGGACUCGGGCAAUGCGACAAAGGUGCAGGAGGCCAAGGAGGAGGUCCAGGAGGCGGAGAGGAAGGUUCAGGAGGCGGAGAGGAAGGUUCAGGAGGCGGAGAGGAAGGUCCAGGAGGCGAAGAAGGAGGUCCAGGAGGCGAAGAAGGAGGUUCAGGAGGCGAAGAAGGAGGUGCAGGAGGCGGAGGUCAAGGAGGCGAAGGCAAGCGGCCGGACGAAGGAGUCCGAGGCCAUGACGACCACAGCCAGAGCCGAAAAAGUCAGUGCCUUUGCAGUUUGA
This is a messenger RNA of Effrenium voratum, 861 nucleotides long. The record is from the annotation of a GenBank genome assembly. NCBI's taxonomy places the organism in Eukaryota, Dinophyceae, Suessiales, Symbiodiniaceae.